Molecule: messenger RNA, 1201 nt
Organism: Rhododendron vialii
Lineage: Eukaryota; Viridiplantae; Streptophyta; Magnoliopsida; Ericales; Ericaceae
Exons: 9
Coding region: 121-1044 (307 amino acids)
Biological process (GO): methylation
Molecular function (GO): RNA binding; methyltransferase activity
Source: RefSeq, a predicted model, not a curated record
UUCACGCUGACGAGGUUCUCUGAUAUCUGAAUAGAUUUGGUGCAGAGGGUUUCUAGUACCGUAGAGAGCGUUUCUGCAGCGGGGCGAUUGGCGAAGAAAUAAUCUGAGAGGGAUACGAAAAUGGCCUUACACCUUUUGAAGCUUCCCAUCAUACCCCGCUGUUGUAGUAGUACCACUGCUAGUAUCAGUUCAAUGAGAUGGGGCAAUACCCGAAUGCAUUUUGCCAUCAGAUGCUUUGCUGCGGCUAAUAAGUCACAAAAGCUUCCACUGAAGAGAAAGAAAAAGAGACUUGAUGAGUUAUGUGUCGAAAGGUUUCAGCAAUACAGUAAAACCUUCAUACAAUCAUGGAUUCUGCAAGGUAAAGUGUUUGUGAAUGGUAAACUGGCAAACAAAGCGGGGAACCCUGUCUCUGAUGACGCUGUGGUGGAGAUUAGGGCUGAAGUUCCGAAAUAUGUAUGUAGAGCAGGAUAUAAGUUAGAGGCCGCCAUCGAACAACUGAGUGUGGAUGUCAAUGGAAAAGUAGCUCUUGAUUCGGGGUUGUCCACUGGAGGGUUUACUGACUGCCUACUUCAGUACGGUGCUUCAUUUGUUUAUGGAGUUGACGUUGGAUAUGGACAGGUGGCUGACAAAAUUCGCCAUGAUGAACGUGUGUCAGUCGUAGAGCGGACCAAUUUAAGAUAUCUUUCUGGACUUCCACAAAAAGUUGAUUUGGUGACAUUGGAUCUUUCAUUCAUCUCCAUCCUUCUGGUCAUGCCUGCUGUGGUCAAUGUAAUGAAGGAAGAAGCUACACUGGUCACUCUAGUGAAACCCCAAUUUGAGGCUCGCAGAGCUCAAGUGGGAAAAGGUGGAAUAGUGAAAGAUCCCUUAGUCCACCAAGAGGUUCGUGAGAAGAUCAUCAAUGGUGUUGAAAAUCAUGGCUUCCGCUGCAAAGGGUGGAUCGAAUCCCCUUUAAAGGGUGCUGCAGGGAACACCGAAUUCCUGGUUUGCUUCACCCGAACAGCUGACGAAAUUGCAAGCCAGCAAUCCAUAGACGAAAGCAGAUAAACAGUGAGGUGAAUCUGAAAGUGAACUGUGCAUUUUCAGACCAGAAUGCAGAAAAUGCCAUUUGUAUUCAUUCUUUUCCUGGCUAGAGGUUGUAAAGGAUAUUUCAAACAAAAUGCCAUCUGCGUUAUUCAAAGUUAUAAAGCAUUAACUUCUCUUA